CCGUGAUCCUCUAAAAAUAAAAGAAGAUAAUCUGUACUUUGAAGAAGAUAUACAAAAACACGUUCGGGACUUAACCUCAACUUUUUACUGUAUACCUGUACAUUAUAUAUAUUACGAGUUUACGAUAUUUAAUUAAUUUAUACUUACUUUUUACUUAACAUCCCUCACAAUGACGGAAGAGUCGAACCUAAGCAGUAAAAACGGGAGCGUUGAUAACGACGCGGAUUCCUUUUCGACUGAUGACGACAAGCAGAUGAACAGCGAAGCCGAAUACGAAUCGUCAACCAACGUUUUAUCAAAAUCGAUAGACGACGACAAAAGGGAACGAAAAGUGAUAGAACCUCAGGGAAAUUGCUACUGCGGAAAGGAUAGAAACUUGAACAUAGUUGAAUUACUGUGUGCAAAUUGUACCCGAUGGUUUCACGAGUCUUGUAUCGGGUACCAGUUGGGAAAGUUAGUAUCCUUUCUAUCGAAUUAUGUCUUCCUUUGUAAAAAUUGUUCACCCACGGGGCUGGAAACGUUCCGGAAGAGCCAAGCGCAAAUUACGCAAAUGAUAGUAACGACCAUUGCCAACCUGCAGCAAAGCAGCGUGAAAGAAGGGUCUAACCGUUUAAUGUUCAACAAAGAGAAGGAGAUAAUACCAUAUAUUGAAUACCAUUGGGAAGCCCUUACUACCACCUCUAGAAGAGUGACGCAGUCGUGGCAUAUAACCGUCACUAAGGCAUUAAUUAAAGACAUCCAUAUACUUUUUGUUUUCGAAGAAGGUCCAGAUGGUCAAAUGUACGGACUUAUUAAUACUGACCUGACCCAAUUAAAACCCAAUUAUGAUGCAAUGAUCAAGGGCGGGACCUUGAAAGUGACUGAUAUGGGAAUCCAACACGUUCCAGUCGGCGGCGGCGUCAAAUCCAGGAAUACCAAGAGAAAGUUCCCCGGCGAGGUGGGCGGGCAGGGAAAGAAAGGUCGGGGGGCCGAUCUGGGGACGCCGAAAUUGCCCGCUCACGGGUACCCCUUGGAUCACCCGUUCAAUAAGGACGGGUACAGGUAUUUGUUGGCCGAGCCCGACCCGCACGCCCCCUUCAGGCAGGAAUUCGACGAGAGUUCGGACUGGGCGGGAAAACCCAUACCCGGGUGGUUAUAUAGGACGUCCAUACCGAGUACGGUGCUCCUCGCGUUGCACGACCGGGCGCCCCAGUUGAAAAUUUCAGAGGACAGACUCGCAGUGACCGGCGACAAAGGAUAUUCUACGGUGCGGGCCACACAUUGUGUAACGAAAGGGAUUUGGUAUUGGGAAGCCACGAUCGAGGAGAUGCCGGAAGGUUCGGCGACGAGAUUGGGGUGGGGUCAAGAUUACGCGAAUUUACAAGCCCCCUUGGGUUACGAUAAGUUUGGGUACUCUUGGAGGUCGAAAAAGGGGACAAGGUUCCACGAGUCGCACGGUAAACACUACAGCGACGGUGGGUACGGAGAAGGCGACACCGUCGGGUUCCUGAUAGUAUUACCCCGAAAUGGUACUACAAAAAUGGUACCGAACACAUACAAGGACAGGCCAUUGGUGAAAUUCAAAAGUCACUUGUAUUAUGAAGAGAAAGACAACGUACAGGAGAGGUUAAAAUCUCUGAUGACCUUACCUGGGAGCAAGGUAGUUAAUUUUAAGAACGGCGAGUGUCAAGGCGUCGCUUUCGAGGAUAUCUAUCAAGGGUCUUAUUAUCCUGCACUUUCGUUGCACCGAAACGUGACCGUAUCCGUGAAUUUUGGGCCCAAUUUCAAGUAUCCCCCCUCGACUAAAGAAUUUAAUUACAAAGCCAUGGCCGAAAGGGGCGAGGAAGCUAUUUGCGAUCAAACUAUAGCCGACGUCAUUUAUCUGACUGAAAAUGAAGGACGGUUGCGUCUCGAUAGUUUCGUACUCUGACAGUAAAGUACCUUUUUUUUUUUCAAUAUUGUUUUUCUUCCAUUAAAAAAAAGUGUAAAAUGUUUAUAGCUAAGUGAUGUAACUUCGUGCCCACAAAAAAUUUUCAAUUAUCUCUGUAAUGUAAUCAUUAAAGACAAAAUAAGUUAUAAAUGUAAUAAAAAUAUCCUGGGUGUACCUUGGAAUGUAAA
This is a messenger RNA of Cylas formicarius (sweet potato weevil), 2097 nucleotides long. RefSeq names its product set1/Ash2 histone methyltransferase complex subunit ASH2 (gene ash2). Lineage: Eukaryota; Metazoa; Arthropoda; Insecta; Coleoptera; Brentidae. Gene Ontology annotation, cellular component: Set1C/COMPASS complex. Gene Ontology annotation, molecular function: protein binding; transcription cis-regulatory region binding. The record is from RefSeq and is a predicted model, not a curated record. The transcript is spliced from 8 exons. Bases 170 to 1909 code for a protein of 579 amino acids.